Paralichthys olivaceus (Japanese flounder) is the source of this 944-nucleotide messenger RNA. The record is from RefSeq and is a predicted model, not a curated record. Lineage: Eukaryota; Metazoa; Chordata; Actinopteri; Pleuronectiformes; Paralichthyidae.
AUGGGUGAGUCGGGGGUGAGUUAUGACCUUCUGUAUCUUUCAGGCCACAGCUUUGCCAUCCUGUGGGCGUCAGUGGCGAACACUGUCCCCGCCACCUUCUGGGCGCUGUUCCACCUGAUGACUCACCCGGAGGUGAUGGAGGUCAUCCGUCAGGAGCUGCUGGACGUCCUGUCACAGAGCGGCGUGGAGUUCAGCAGCGACAGAGACGUGACGCUCACCAAAGAGCAGCUGGACAGACUCGUCUGUCUGGACAGCGCCGUCAAGGAGAGUCUCCGUCUGUCCUCUGCCUCCAUGAACGUCCGUGUGGCGAUGGAUGACUUCAGUCUGCGGCUGAACGACGAGCGCUCGGUGGCCGUUAGAAAAGGAGAUAUUGUGGCUUUGUACCCUCAGAUGAUACACAUGGACCCUGAGAUCUACGAGGAGCCGGAGACGUACCGGUUUGAUCGCUUCAUGCAGGACGGCAAAGAGAAGACGAACUUCUACAAGGACGGUCAGAAGCUGAAGUAUUACCUCAUGCCGUUUGGCUCCGGCACCUCCAAGUGUCCCGGACGAUACUUUGCUCUCUACGAGAUCAAACAGUUCCUGUGUCUCGUGCUGCUCCACUUCGACCUGCAGCUGGAGGAGGGUCAGGACGGAGUGGCUCCGGACCCCAGCAGGGCCGGACUGGGAAUCCUGUGGCCCAGCGCUGACGUACGCUUCCGCUACAGACUCCAAAAGGUGCCACCUGGACAAACGGCUCAGUGACCGCUGCAUGUCAUUGUAUAUUAGACAGGUUUGAUUACCUGGGGGAAGGAACCAGUUCCAAGAGUGGACCGGACUCAGCUGAACUUGUCCUCAAGGUUUUUACUGAACCUGCUGUUGAUCCUUUUGUCUCUGAUGAGUAAUCUUUGAAAUUCUGGUUUUCAUCACAAUCAGUCAUGACUUUCUUAAAUUCAUCACUGACU